AUGGAUCAAAAACACAAAGAGUACAUCAAAACAUUACACGUAGGCCAUGUUCGACCAGAGGAAAUUCCGUGGCGUAGACUAGGGCAAUAUCUCUAUAGGGUACUAGAAGAUGGCUCGCAGACCCAGAUGCGCCUUUGUAUGAUUGAGAGUUUGAUUCCGCCUCGAAGUGAAGGACCGGUGUUUCACUUUCAUGAGAUGCAUGAUGAGGGAUUUAUUGUCACUAAAGGCAAGAUUCGCUUCCACACCCCCGACGCUCCGCCCAUUGAUGCCAAAGCAGGCGAUGUCAUCACUGUCCCAAUACGUCUCCCUGACAAAUUCAGCAAUCCCUUCGAUGAAGAAGGCGUCUUCAUCAAUACCAUCACUCCGGGCUUCUUUGUGCGAUACUUUGAGUAUUUAGAACAACUUAUAGGGGAGGGAACCAAGCUUACUCCAGAAGCAAACAUUGCAGCCCUGAAAAGAUUUGCGACUGUCCCGUUAGAUGAAGAAGCGAUAAUGAGGUUGAUUGAGGAGAGUAAGGCUAAUGGGACUGGCGAUGUUGAAAUCGAUAUUUAG
This is a messenger RNA of Talaromyces marneffei, 552 nucleotides long. RefSeq lists its product as uncharacterized. Lineage: Eukaryota; Fungi; Ascomycota; Eurotiomycetes; Eurotiales; Trichocomaceae. The record is from RefSeq and is a predicted model, not a curated record. The transcript is spliced from 4 exons. Bases 1 to 552 code for a protein of 183 amino acids.